GUUCCAAAGAUUUUCAGUGGGAAUUUGUUCAUGGCUUGUUUGAAAAUGCAAUUUAUGGAGGCCGCGUAGAUAAUUACUUCGAUAUGAGGGUUCUUCGAUCCUACUUGGAGCAGCUUUUCAAUUCAAAAGUCAUUGGCAGUUUAAAUGCUAGAGGCAAGAAGAUGACUAGUUUCCCAUUUUCAAUCUCGUUACCAAAUUCCUGCAGUAUUUUGGACUACCGUAAUAUUAUUGAAAGCCUUCCAGAAGAUGAUAAACCUGACUUUUUUGGCCUGCCUGCUAAUAUUGCUCGUUCAUCACAACGUAUGAUCAGUUCCCAGGUCAUUUCACAGCUUCGGAUGCUGAGCAGGUCAGUAACUGCUGGCUGCAAAUUUGACAGAGAAAUAUGGUCUACUGAACUUUCUCCUGUUCUCAACCUAUGGAAGAAACUUAAUCAGAAUUCUAACCUGAUUCAUCAGAAGAUGUCUCCUCCUGUGGAGCAACAAGGGUCUCCAAUCUUAUCAUUCAUUACUCUGGAACAAUUCAGUGCCAUUCGCCUUGUGCAAAGUGUCCAUCAGUCACUUGCUUCUUUAAGUAAAGUCAUCAGAGGUACCUCAUUACUGAGUUCUGAAGUACAAAGACUAGCAAGUGCUCUGCUAAAUCAGAAGUGUCCCCUCGCCUGGCAAAGCAAGUGGGAAGGUCCAGAAGAUCCUUUACAGUAUCUUAGAAGUCUUGUAGCUCGAGCACUUGCUAUACAGAAUUGGGUAGAAAAAGCUGAGAAACAGAAACUACUGUCAGACACCCUUGACCUCUCAGAGCUAUUUCAUCCAGACACAUUUCUCAAUGCCUUACGCCAGGAGACUGCAAG
This is a messenger RNA of Antrostomus carolinensis (chuck-will's-widow), 844 nucleotides long. RefSeq names its product cytoplasmic dynein 2 heavy chain 1-like. The annotation marks the transcript as partial. Gene Ontology annotation, biological process: microtubule-based movement. Gene Ontology annotation, cellular component: dynein complex. Gene Ontology annotation, molecular function: dynein intermediate chain binding; dynein light intermediate chain binding. The record is from RefSeq and is a predicted model, not a curated record. NCBI's taxonomy places the organism in Eukaryota, Metazoa, Chordata, Aves, Caprimulgiformes, Caprimulgidae. The transcript is spliced from 6 exons.